Molecule: messenger RNA, 3798 nt
Organism: Hibiscus syriacus
Lineage: Eukaryota; Viridiplantae; Streptophyta; Magnoliopsida; Malvales; Malvaceae
Product: probable leucine-rich repeat receptor-like protein kinase At5g63930
Exons: 3
Coding region: 379-3672 (1097 amino acids)
Biological process (GO): hormone-mediated signaling pathway; protein phosphorylation
Cellular component (GO): plasma membrane
Molecular function (GO): protein binding; protein kinase activity; ATP binding
Source: RefSeq, a predicted model, not a curated record
UUGAAGCACUAAAAGCUAUAAUGCAGAGAGAUGGAAUGAGAGAGGAGAAAUAAAGAAAAGGAAGAAGAACAUGUUCAUGCUUUGUCGGCCAUUUCUUUUUAUGUAUGUUUGGCCUUAAAUUCAUUUUGCUGCUCGACACACACUGCCUCUUCAUUAGUUUCUUUCUCCAUAAUCCUACAGACCCUACAAAAUGAAGAAAACUGUUUCUUUUAUUGAAUUUUGAUUUCUUUUUUCAAAUAUGUUCAGGGAAAGUUUGGAAAUUUUACCUGGGGAGAAACAAGGUUGAGUUUUCUGGGAACCUGAUGAUCAUGGGAGUAUAUUGAUAGCUGGGAUUUGGUUUUGAGUCAUUUCAGCCCUUUAAGACUGCAGUUUUUGGCUAUGGGGAUAUCAUUAUUUUGUAGACUGAUCACUGUUCUUAUUGCUAUUCAUGUCCAUUUUGUUCAUCAAUCCAAAGGGCUUAACUCUGAGGGUCAGUUUCUUCUUGAUAUCAAGAUUAGUUUUGGUGACGAGUUUAACCAUCUGGAUAAUUGGAACCCUAAUGAUCCAAACCCCUGUGGCUGGAGAGGUGUGAAUUGCACCAUCAUUUAUGAUCACACCCCUGUUGUCCAGUCCCUUAAUCUGAGUUCAAUGAACCUGUCUGGUUUUUUGUCUCCCAAAAUUGGUGGUUUGGUUCAUUUGACUACCCUUGAUCUUUCUCACAAUGGGUUGUCAAGGAACAUCCCUAAAGAGAUUGGAGAUUGUUCAAGUUUGGUGAUUCUCAAUCUCAAUGACAACGAAUUUGAAGCUCAAAUCCCCAAAGAACUAGGCAGACUUUCCUUUUUGACAACUUUAAACAUAUUCAACAAUAGGCUAUCAGGGCCUUUCCCUGAUGAGAUUGGGAACCUUUCUUCCUUGUCACAGUUGCUUGCAUAUAGCAACAAUAUCAGUGGGACCUUGCCAAGUUCUUUUGGGAAUCUCAAGAGGCUAACAAGUUUCCGAGCCGGGCAGAACUUGUUGACGGGGAGUUUACCUUCAAGUGUAGGUUCAUGUGAGAGCUUGGAGUAUCUUGGUCUAGCACAAAACGCGUUGACCGGCGAUCUACCGAGAGAGAUCGGGAAGCUGAAUAACUUGAGAGAGUUGAUCCUUUGGGAGAAUCAGCUCUCUGGUUUGAUUCCUGAGGAGCUUAGCAAUUGUACAAGUUUGAGUACUCUUGCUUUGUAUGACAACAAGCUUGUUGGAAGGAUACCCAAGGAGCUUGGGAACCUUAUAAAUCUCAAUAAGUUGUACCUUUACAGAAACCAACUGAAUGGAACAAUCCCCAAAGAGAUUGGGAAUCUUUCAUUAGCUGAACAAAUCGAUUUUUCGGAGAAUAUGUUGACCGGAGAGAUACCGGUUGAGUUGAGUAAGAUUGAAGGACUAACUUUGCUUUAUCUUUUUGAGAACCAGCUUACAGGUGUUAUCCCUGUUGAGCUAACCACCUUGAAGAACUUGUCAAAGCUUGAUCUCUCCAUAAAUGAUCUCACCGGUCCGAUUCCUAUGGGAUUUCAGUAUUUAACAAACUUGACCAUGUUUCAGCUCUUUGACAACUCACUGAGUGGGAGCAUUCCUCAGAUGCUUGGGGCUUAUAGUCCACUUUGGGUGCUUGAUUUAUCAGAUAAUCAACUAAUGGGAAGGAUCCCUCGUCACCUUUGCCGAAACUCGGGCCUCAUAUUUCUGAACCUGGGGUUAAACAAGCUUACUGGGAAGAUUCCAUCUGGUAUUACAAGCUGCAAAUCACUGGUUCAACUUCUUUUAGUUGGAAACAGUCUUAUAGGGAGUCUUCCAUCUGAUCUAUGCAAAUUGGUGAAUCUUUCUGCUAUUGAACUUGGCCAGAACAAGUUCAGUGGUCUGAUUCCACCCGAGAUUGGAAACUGCAGAAGCUUGCAAAGGCUUCAACUUUCAUACAACAACUUUACAUCAGAGUUGCCUAGAGAGAUUGGUAAUCUUUCCCGGUUGGCGAUCUUCAACAUCUCAUCGAACUCCCUCACUGGAAGGAUACCACCAGAGAUUUUCGAUUGCAAAAUGCUUCAACGACUCGAUCUCAGCCGGAACAGAUUUACAGGGAGGUUACCUGGUGAGGUGGGAGCACUUUCUCAGUUGGAGCUUCUCAAGCUUUCAGAAAAUAAUCUAUCAGGGGAAAUCCCUCCAGCAUUGGGGAAUCUCUUGCGUUUGACCGAGUUACAAAUGGGAGGCAACUCAUUCAAUGGCAACAUACCAGCUGAAUUAGGUGCACUCUCUAGCUUGCAAAUUGCUUUGAAUCUCAGCUACAACAAUCUCUCUGGACCAAUCCCUUCUGAGCUUGGGAAUAUUGUUUUACUUGAAAACCUUGUGCUUAAUAACAACCAUUUGAGUGGUCAAAUACCAGGUUCUUUUGCCAAUUUAUCCAGCUUACUCGGAUGCAACUUCUCUUAUAAUGACUUAACGGGGCCUAUACCGUCUCUACCGCGCCUCGACAACAUGGCGGUCAGCAGCUUUAUCGAGAACAACGAUCUCUGCGGUGGGCCUCUCGGUGGUUGUAAUCCAACACCGUCACUCUCGCUUCAGCCGGAUGCAAAAGAGAAAGGUACUCGACUAGGCAAGGUUGUGGCUAUAGUUGCAGCAGCCAUUGGUGGAGUUUCUCUUGUUUUAAUAGUAGUUAUUAUUUAUUUCAUGAGACAACCAGUCAAAAUGGUUGCUCCAUUGCAAGAAAAACCUACUACCGCUCGAGUUUCAGACAUUUACUUUUCGCCUAAAGAAGGGUUCACUUUCCAGGACUUGCUUGAAGCCACAGAAAAUUUUGAUGAGAGCUUUAUUGUUGGUAGGGGAGCAUGUGGAACGGUGUAUAAAGCUGUCUUACCAAGUGGCCACGUCAUUGCUGUUAAGAAGCUUGCAUCCAACAGGGAAGGCAAUAACAACGUCGACAACAGCUUCCGCGCCGAGAUCCUAACCUUGGGAAAUAUCCGACAUCGGAAUAUCGUAAAGCUUUAUGGUUUCUGCUACCACCAAGGUUCAAAUCUUCUUCUUUACGAGUACAUGUCAAGAGGCAGCUUGGGGGAGCUUCUUCAUGGAGCAUCCUGUAAUCUUGAUUGGAGAACAAGGUUCUUGAUUGCCUUGGGGGCUGCUCAUGGUCUUGCAUAUUUGCAUCAUUAUUGCAAGCCUAGAAUUUUUCACCGCGAUAUAAAGUCGAAUAACAUAUUGCUCGAUGAAAAGUUUGAAGCUCAUGUAGGCGACUUCGGAUUAGCGAAAGUCAUCGACAUGCCGCAGUCCAGAUCAAUGUCUGCAAUUGCAGGUUCUUAUGGCUAUAUUGCUCCAGAGUAUGCAUAUACCAUGAAAGUCACAGAAAAAUGUGACAUCUAUAGCUAUGGAGUAGUCUUACUGGAAUUGCUGACCGGAAGAACACCGGUUCAACCACUAGACCAAGGCGGCGAUCUUGUGACAUGGGUGAGAAAUUACGUUAGAAAUCAUUCAUUGUCACCCGGAAUACUCGAUGCUGGAUUGAAUCAACAAGAUGAGACAACUGUGUCUCAUAUGAUAACAGUCUUGAAAAUUGCUUUGAUAUGCACUAGCAUGUCUCCUUCCGAAAGACCGACAAUGCCGGAAGUUGUUUCGAUGCUUAUAGAGUCCAACAGGCGCGAAUGCCACUUCGAUACCUCCCCGAGUCAUGACACCGAUUGACUCGGAUGAAUUAGCUGACAUUGUAGAACAUAUGUAGCAGACCGCCUUGUAAAUUCCCUCAUGGAACAUCAUCUGCUUUCUUGCAGUCAUACUAAUAUUAUUUUUCCUGCAAUAUUUUGUUUACUU